GCUGAGCUGGAGCUGAGCCAAGGGAGGGGGUGUCGAGCGACUUACGAUCCAUCUGGCCGGCGUGAGACGGGCACGACUCUCUCGUCACGCAGAGGGUCAUGGACGAUGCCGGAUGUCGUUGGCUUGCUUCUGGUCUGUCCGAGCAAUGCCUCUAUGCUUGGCUGAGAUGGCAUCACUGCGAGACGACGCCGGGCAAAGCUGGCAGAGGCGCCAAAAGUCGCGAGUGCGGGUUGACCGGCUGACCGGACAGAGAAGCGAGCGAGCGCGCGCACAGAUCGAGCAGGAUGAGUAUGAGCAUGCUCGGACAGGCAGUCGCUCGGUGCAGAGCAUGCCUGCAGAUGCAAGCAGCCCGAUCAGCAGUGUCCCGAGGCAAAGCGCGCGAUCUGAGCAGCAGUGCCGUCCAUCCUGCUUCACCUACUUCGAUCUCUUCAGAGGGUGCCUCAGAGGCUGCACCAUCCUCAGGCUCGACGCAAGAGCUGGCAUGGGAUGCUUCGCUCGAUCGCACCGGCGUGCUUGCUCGCAAGACCGGCAUGACCGCUCUCUGGGAUGACAAGGGCCAGAGGAUACCCAUCACCGUCCUGGCUUUGGACGAUGUUCAGGUCGUUUCGACCCAGUCUGAGCCCUACCCGGCCGUACAGGUCGCUUGCACGCCCAGAAGUGAAAAGACCACACCGAGAGCGAUCAGAGGCAUCUUCCGCAAGGCGGGCAUAGACAACAAGAUGCGCAUCACCGAGUUCAAGACCUCGCUGACGGGUGCCCAGCUCAGUCCUGGCACGACUCUCUCUGCUGCUCAUUUCGUUCCGGGACAAUAUCUCGAUGUGCAAGCCAAGACGGUCGGCAAGGGCUUCCAAGGCGGCAUGAAGCGAUGGGGUUUCCGAGGCCUACGCGCAUCUCACGGUGUCUCCGUCUCGCACAGAUCGCACGGUUCGACGGGACAGCACCAAGAUCCCGGCAGAGUGUUCCCGGGCAAGAAGAUGGCAGGCCACAUGGGUAAUCGCACGAGAACACAGCAGAACCUCCUCCUCGUCCGGAUCGACACGGCCCUCAACUUGCUCUUCGUCAAAGGCUGCGUGCCUGGCCACACGGGUACCUUUGUGCGAGUGUGUGAUGCGCUCAAGAAGCGACCCUUCCCUGGCAAUGUCAUGGGCGUGCUCAGGUUGCCGUUCCCAGCAGGCACGCCUGAACUCGCGAGCACGAUGCCGGCUGUUGUUCAGCUCAAGGAGACUACGACGACGCCUGUUGUCAUUGGCUGAUUGCACGCC
Mixia osmundae IAM 14324 is the source of this 1262-nucleotide messenger RNA. RefSeq lists its product as uncharacterized. Lineage: Eukaryota; Fungi; Basidiomycota; Mixiomycetes; Mixiales; Mixiaceae. The record is from RefSeq and is a predicted model, not a curated record. The transcript is spliced from 4 exons. Gene Ontology annotation, biological process: translation. Gene Ontology annotation, molecular function: structural constituent of ribosome. Bases 291 to 1253 code for a protein of 320 amino acids. Gene Ontology annotation, cellular component: ribosome; mitochondrial large ribosomal subunit.